AUGAAGACUGCCAGGUGGCUCCUCAGCGGCGCGUGGAUGGCCAGUCAUGUUACCGCCUUCUUCAAGAUCCCCUGCUCAAGGCCCGUGGCCGUAGAACGAGCCGAUCCCAUUGUCAAUCCUGGAACAUUAUCUGGGCAUGUACACACUAUCAUGGGUGGCAACGGCUUUGACUUCAGCAUGACAUAUGAACAGGCUCGCGCGUCCUCUUGCUCGACCUGUAAGGUCACUGCCGACUUGAGCAACUAUUGGACACCAAGUCUGUAUUAUCGGGGACAGAACGGGAAGUUCACGAGCGUCGGACAGGCUGGGGGAAUGCUCGUUUAUUAUCUACUGAGGUCGGAUCCAAAGGAUCCAGAGUAUAGCAACGGACUUCUCGCUUUCCCAAAGGGCUUUCGGAUGCUAGCAGGUGACCCAAGGUUGCGCAGCUUCAAUGAGAGCAGCCUGGAGCAGAAGGCCAUCUCAUAUGUCUGUUUAGGCAAUAGUGGCCCUCAGACGAAUGAGUUCCCCAACCGCAACUGUCCUGACGGGCUGCGUGUCCAAAUUGUCUUCCCAUCAUGCUGGGACGGCCUCAAUGUCGAUUCACAAGAUCACAAAAGCCACAUGGCAUAUCCAAGUGGUGUGAGCACUGGGAAAUGCCCGACAUCCCAUCCCAAGAGACUUGUAACUCUAUUCUAUGAGGUUAUCUUCCAGGUCACCGACUUUAAAGACCAAUGGUAUGGGGACAAGCAACCGUUCGUUUUGUCUAAUGGUGACCCAACCGGAUACGGUCUCCACGGUGACUUCCUUAAUGGAUGGGAUAUCGACGUACUCCAGUCUGCAAUCAAGCAGUGCACUGAUAACAGUGGCUCUCUCGAAAAGUGCAGCGUCUUUCAAUUCUUCGAUGACGAGACGAGGAAAGGGUGUCGAGUGCCCGUAAAAGUGAAUGAGCAAGUCUCCGGCCAACUGGAUGCCCUCCCUGGUUGCAACCCGGUACAAGCAGGUCCGUCGAACGCACAACCGCAGUCAAAUUGCGGCGCAACAACACAGAUCUCGCAGCCUCAAUGGGGCUUUAAGGAUGUUACGAGCACAUUCAAAUUCAAAUAUCUUGGCUGCGCUCGUGAUCCUUCAGGCCAAGGUCGUACGCUUCCCGCCAGGAAGACGUCAGACACCAUGACCGUCGACUUUUGCAUCAAAUACUGUAACGACCGGGGAUACCAGUAUGCUGGGCUGGAGUACGCCAAGGAGUGUUGGUGUGGCAAUUCAGUGGCAGCAGAUCGGAUGCCCAAAAAGGGCCUCCUCGGCAGUUGCGAGAUGCCGUGUCCCGGCAGCACGGCGGACGUGUGUGGUGGAUACGCAGCGCUGUCACUUUACCAAAAGUGCAAUGGCACUUGCCAGAAUGCGGCGUUGAUGUAA
Messenger RNA from Colletotrichum gloeosporioides, 1392 nucleotides. Its product is annotated as WSC domain-containing protein. The transcript has 4 exons. The record is from RefSeq and is a predicted model, not a curated record. Lineage: Eukaryota; Fungi; Ascomycota; Sordariomycetes; Glomerellales; Glomerellaceae. Bases 1 to 1392 code for a protein of 463 amino acids.